UCCAGGACUCCGUAUGUAAACUGAAAGGCAAUCUGCUUUUUAUCUCACUUUUAGAAUCUGUACUCGUGUCGGAAGAUUCAAAAUGUACGGACACAACCAAGGAAACCAGUACCCCCCCGGCUACCCAAACAACCAUCAACAGAUGCCAGGGGGCUACCCUCAACAUCCUCCAGGCAGCGCCCCACCACCAAACUACCCUCCUCAGGCCCACGGUCAACAGGGAGGCUACCCCGGAUAUGGGCCUGGGCCUGGUUAUGGCCAGGGGCACGGAUACGGGCCGGGCCAAGGACAGGGCCACGGACAUGGCCACGGACAGGGCCACGGACAAUGCCAGGGCCAAGGGCACGGAGGUGGACAUGGUCAUGGAAAAGGCCACAAGCACAAGAAUGGUCACGCUCAUGCCAAGUGUCACAAGAAAGGAAAGAACUGUCACGGGUCCUCCAGCAGCUCCUGCAGCAGUGACUCCGACUGAGGAAGAGUCGUGGACCUUCAUCUCUCACCAGAUACUAUGAUCAACAUUCUACAGCCAAAAUGUUUUUAAAAUGGAUUCGUAUUUAAAAUUGUCAUAAUAAUCAGGCUCCUGUGAAAAUAUAUUGUAUGAAAAACGAUAUUUGACUUUGAAAAUAAAAUAU
Molecule: messenger RNA, 632 nt
Organism: Platichthys flesus (European flounder)
Lineage: Eukaryota; Metazoa; Chordata; Actinopteri; Pleuronectiformes; Pleuronectidae
Product: annexin B11-like
Exons: 3
Coding region: 83-472 (129 amino acids)
Source: RefSeq, a predicted model, not a curated record